Molecule: messenger RNA, 2664 nt
Organism: Oncorhynchus gorbuscha (pink salmon)
Lineage: Eukaryota; Metazoa; Chordata; Actinopteri; Salmoniformes; Salmonidae
Product: hepatoma-derived growth factor-like
Exons: 9
Coding region: 1297-1971 (224 amino acids)
Biological process (GO): regulation of transcription by RNA polymerase II
Cellular component (GO): nucleus
Molecular function (GO): double-stranded DNA binding; transcription coregulator activity
Source: RefSeq, a predicted model, not a curated record
AGACACAGCAUGCUGUAGCAGUUGUGGAGUGUCACAAGAGGGAGGCGGUUUGAUCUGGCGGUGUAGCGACAGUGGCAGUGGCAUCAUUAGGUCUCACAAUGGUGGAAACAUUGUCCAUCAUUUGGAAUUGUGGGAGACUGCCUCGUGGGACUGUUCGAAGGGGGGUAGCAGCAGCUUUUCAGCGAGCCAAUCACUCAAAGCAAUAUGAUCUUAACGAAUCUCCACAAAUGAGUCAUAUGAGGAAUUCAGACAUUGGCAGCAUGAACUCAAUGCUAGUUGUUGGAUUCCACCAGCCUCCUCAGAUGGCAUCAGAACCCCUCUAUGUCCUCAGGUAUACAACAAGAAACAACAACAUGAUGGAUUUGACAGGUGGAGAGAUUUUUACAGGUACCUUGGACUUCUCAAUAUUCCCACACGGUGUCUUGAUCUGAGAAUACCAGGAGCAACUCGGGGACAAUUCAGGAUGAAUUAUCAGUUUGAGAUACUUAGUGUACUACUCAACCCUUUUCACACUACUGAGUCCAGUGGGGCUGCGCCAAGCUGAAUUUUGGCCUUGCCCGGUUAUGCAUUCAUUCACCAUAAGAUUUCUGGAACUGUGCUGCAAAGGAAAGUGAGAAAGAAAAUAGAGCCAGUAACAGUACCCUUUUUUGGAUCGGCACAAUAGUGGAGAAAAUGGUUUUUGGUUCUCCGUAGAUAGGCUACCCAAAUACAUAAACAAUCUUUUAUCAGUAGAAUAUUACAGACAAUUGACCUUUUAAAGCAAAUCAAAUACAAAACAGGCAUUUUUGUUGGUGUAUUUGAAGGUUUCUGUUCCUUAGAAUCCAUGGAGGGUAUGUAAUCUUGCAGAAUUCCAAUAUCUUUGUUACCUCGGUUUUGGCCUAGACCAUACUAGUCAAUCCCAGAUAAUGAAUCAGCUCAUGAGAGGGAAGCGGUUCCAAAUUUCAAACAAAAACAAGGUCUGUAGAUAGACUACAGAGGAUUACGACGGCAGGAAUAACGGAAUGAUUAUAUUUUUAAAUAAGAAAAUUAAAUUUAAUAGCUGCAGCUUUUAACCACACUCUGCAAAGCUCUGGAUCGCGCGAAGUUACCAAUUCGAUUGCGUCCAUGUUCCAAAUUUCUACGCAUGAUUUAAUUUUAAUGCGAAAACCUGAAGCCACCCAAAGUUGGAGCUCUUAACCUCACAAGUGCAAUCCUCUGGGAGCCUAUAUCUCGUUGUUCUUACUUGCAACAGUAAACUGACAUUCUACAUUUAUAUAUAUAUUUUUAAAAUAUAUCUUAUUCAUCCGCUGAGAAGCUAUGCCGAGGUCGAAUAGGCAAAAAGAAUACAAGCCUGGGGAUCUCGUGUUUGCAAAAAUGAAGGGUUAUCCACAUUGGCCCGCGAGGAUUAAUGAGUUACCCGAAGGAGCAGUCAAGUCCCCCUCCAACAAGUACCAAGUUUUCUUCUUUGGGACACAUGAGACUGCAUUCCUGGGUCCCAAGGACUUGUUCCCCUAUGAGGAGGGCAAGGAGAAGUUUGGCAAGCCCACCAAGAGGAAAGGCUUCAGUGAGGGUCUAUGGGAAAUUGAGAACAAUCCUACGGUGAUACACGAACCCGCAGGUUAUGAGCUGGCAAAGGAGACCCCAGCAGAGGGGGUGGUGGAGGCAGGUGUGCCGCGAAAGGGGAAUGCAGAAGGAAGCAGUGAUGAGGACGAAGGGACCCUCAUCAUCGACGAGAAGACCGACAGGGGAGGGGCCAAGAGGAAAGCUGGGGAUUCCGUCGAGAGCUCUCCUAAACGACCUAAGGACACAGAGAGCAAAGGUGACUCGAAGGUGGAUAGCAAGAAGUCUGACACCGAGCUGAAGCUCAAUGACAAGGCAGGGCCUAAGCCCACAGCGCUGUCUUCUGCAGGUGAGCCAAAGCCAGAGAGCCAAGCAAAACCACCGACCGAGGCCCAAUUAACAUCAGAGAAGCCUGUGACUGACAGUGCUUAACAGCAACCCUCCGAGGAUGACCAAGGACCCGUGGUUCUUUUCCAUGGAAUUUUGGGCAUCAACAUAAUUUUCUAAUCUUUGAAUGCUAGGUUUCUGCUGUUAUUAAGUAACUGGAAAGUGUUAAGACCUAUAUAGAAAUUGUACAGGCAAAACAAACUUACUUGCCGGUUGGGGGUAUUGAAUAUCCCAGGAUUUAAAUUGUUGUCAAACCAAUAGUGAGGAGAAAUGCAAUGCUCAAGAGGAAAUGGGUUUCGGAUGUAUACAUUUUUUUUAAAGUGCAAUUAUGAAGUCUAUCUGCUAGGUGUCAAAAUGCAUUACAGUUUAGAGUACACACGCCCGCCAGUUUCUUAACAAUCUGAAUAUAAGCAAACAAAAACACAAUUUUGGGGAAAAUCUUUUGAACAUGACAUUCAUAAUGCUUUUCCAUUUGACAUGAGAAUCCUGCUUAUCCUGUUUUAAAUAUGUUUUUAGUUUUGUGGUUCAUUGGAUUGAGAAUAUUAGAUAGCUUUUUAUCUAUGACGGUGUGCUUUAUAAAAAGAACACAUCUUUAUGUUCUUGGCUUUAAGGUGUGUACAGUGCAUUCGGAAAGUAUUCAGACCCCUCCACAUUUUGUUACAUUAUAGCCUUAUUCUAAAAUGGAUUAAAUCGGUUUUUCCCCUCUUCAAUCUACACACAAUACCUCAUAAUGACAAA